This is a messenger RNA of Liolophura sinensis, 1009 nucleotides long. RefSeq lists its product as uncharacterized. The coding region runs from base 65 to 1009 and encodes 314 amino acids. Gene Ontology annotation, molecular function: metallopeptidase activity. The transcript has 7 exons. The record is from RefSeq and is a predicted model, not a curated record. NCBI's taxonomy places the organism in Eukaryota, Metazoa, Mollusca, Polyplacophora, Chitonida, Chitonidae.
UUCACACAGAUGGUAGUUAAUGUUUUGACCACUCAUGUAGGCCUCUGUAGUAAUCAACGGUAUAAUGGAUGGCGUAAACUUAUUCCUUGUAGUCAUAUCGUUAAGCCAUGUUCUUGCUCCUCCGCCACCAGAGGGAGCUUUUGUUGAUGACGUACGUCGCGUGGUGCCCCCAUGGAACACUACGGCCACUUUGUCCCUCACCCUGACGCCUCUUCCGACCCACCCACCUCUGGUGAUUAGAAGCCGCUACGUCACCAAAGAUGGGCGAUUGUUGUUAGACAAACCUCAAAACGAGUCCGUUGUUCUCAUCCAGGCCACGAACCUUGUGUCAGAAGAAGCCGUUGAAAAGGCGGCCCACACAAUGGGGUCCAUGAUGAGGCACAUGCCUGAUAUCAUCUUCGCAGGGGUAGCCCGUAGUAAAGGGGUCCGUCUGUUCCCCAAGGGCCACGGGCUUGUGGUUUACCCGGAGAUGGCCAGUCACGCGAACACACCAGAGUGCAAAAGAACCUGUGCAGGAUCUUGUCGUCACACAUGCGUGGGUGGCACCCGCAAGUUCCAGAAUAUUGGCGGCCUGACGGCUGGGUACUCAUACAUUGUCGACAGUAACGUGUUGUGCAAAAACGAUGGGUAUCACGGGAGAUUAAACGUUGUAGGCCACGAGUUCGCCCACCUAAUCAUGUUUCACCUCCCCAGCUACUGGAAAAAGAGAAUUCACGAUGCUUAUACAAAUGACCACGCCAAACAGGUCUGGGGCAUGCAUUCUUACCUUAUGUCCAAUCAGAACGAAUAUUGGGCGGAAUCAUCCGGGGCCUUCUUCAUGUUUGGUCACAUGUUGUGGACUUCCGGUGGAAUGAACAGAUGUGGUCAUGGUGGAAACACCAUCUGUCCGUCUGUAGCUGCGGCUCGUGAGUUUAUCCACAAGAAGGACCCAGACCUGUUCGCCAUAUUGGACUAUGUUUAUACCGGAAACCGUCCUGAAAUAGAUGAUCACGUCAAACCCUGUAUGUAG